AUGCUCUGUUUUGAUUUUUUGCCGUUUUCUAAGGUGCAGUCACGUAGCAAACUACGGAAUCGUGAGGCUUCUGGAGCUUAUGAUCGACGUAAACAAUUGGAUCCUCCAUGGCGGCCCGAGGAUGACUACCUGCUUAUACAUUCUGUCUUUGUGACUUGUAAUCUGGCGGAGGUUCACUCGUGUGUUCGUUUCACCAAGCCAUUCUCCGAAUCAGAUAUUGAGCAAAGAUGGCGACUUCUUCUCUUCAAUCCUGUUGUAUCGAGCACAUCACGCGAAGCUAUCGCCCGUAUGCCACAAGUCGUUAGAUACUCGCUUGACGCCAAGAUACCUUUUAACGGUGACGAAGAUGCUCUCCUCAUGACUGUGUCUUACAACGACGUGUAUAGAGAAGGUUUCGAUAAAUAUACUGUCUUCUAUAACCUUCUUCACGAGCACCCGCAUGUGUUCUACACCACGAGGAGCCCCUUUCACCUGUACGCCCAAUGGAACCGCCUCAGAAGUUGCCAAUUAGUUUCCGAUGAAGGCAUUAAGAAGGUUUCAGAGGCUGGUGGAGACCCCGAAAGUUUUUCAGAUACAGAAUUCAUCAUUCAGGAGACCACAGCACGGGUUUUACAGGCUGGUCUCCCUCAUCUCAUGGAGCCAUCCAAUAUUGCACGGCGGAAACGGCUGCUGGGCUCGGCGGACACCUACCAUGGAUUUCAGGCUAGUGUGAGCCAGACAGUGGCGGAUUCGCUUGUGAAACGACAACGCUCAUCUUCGUUUUGUGUGGCUCCCACUUUAGGGGGUUCAAGUGGCGGGACAAAUCGUCUUUUAUCUCGAAGUCCUAGUUUAACCGGCAUGAAAAGUGACCCGGCUGGAACUGAUCAGUCAGAUUCCUCAAAUUCCGGUACAGAAGAAGCAGCCUCUCAGGCCCAAUGGGAGCGUUACCGCGCGAGGAAGCGUUUGCAUUCACGAUUAGCGCGCGUGGAAGAAGAGGCACGUCGGUGGACGGCUUUGGUUGAGUCCAAAGUAGCCAGUGGAACCAUCAUCUCCGACCGCCAACCUGUUUAUCCCACCCUUGCAACGCUUACCGGCCGGCGAUCACGAUUCCUUAUAAAAUGCAGAAAUGUAACUUUUGGUCGUGCUGUCCGCGAUUUCACUCCCGAUAUCGACUUGUCUUGUGAAGGCGUAGCAUCGCGUAUUUCAAGGCGCCAUGGAAAAAUCGCCCUUUCCGAUACCGGUGUUUUCUGGCUGACCAACUUCUCAAAACACCCAGUCAUAGUCGACGGAGUCCCCGUUCUCAAGGACAAGGAGUACCGGCUAACGGAUAAAUCUAUUGUGUGUAUCUCACACCUUUCCCUCCGCUUCGAUGUGGAACACGCGCACUUGUCAUUGGUGUCGGGUCUUCAAAAUCCCUGUGGUGUUGACAGCAUGCCGUUUUUACCCACCGAUGCAUGCUUUCAGGGGGAGAGGGACAUGCGUAACCAGCAGGACGAAUUUGAACAGACACCAUUUAAAAAUUUGUAA
Molecule: messenger RNA, 1506 nt
Organism: Mesocestoides corti
Lineage: Eukaryota; Metazoa; Platyhelminthes; Cestoda; Cyclophyllidea; Mesocestoididae
Source: the annotation of a GenBank genome assembly